Homarus americanus (American lobster) is the source of this 2766-nucleotide messenger RNA. RefSeq names its product extensin-2-like. Lineage: Eukaryota; Metazoa; Arthropoda; Malacostraca; Decapoda; Nephropidae. The record is from RefSeq and is a predicted model, not a curated record. The coding region runs from base 1 to 2766 and encodes 921 amino acids. The transcript is spliced from 5 exons.
AUGAGUUUCAGUACCGAGGGAAGGAGCUUCAGUACAAAGAGACGGAGUCUUAGUACCGAGGGUGAGAGUCUUAGUACCGAGGGACAGAGUUUCAUUGCCGAUCUCCAGCUGUCGGUGAGGCCAGGAGAGCCAUCUGUGUCCAGUCUCUACAUACUUUCCACGCCAUCUCCACACUGUCUUUACGCUUUCUCCAAACCUCUACAGCCAUCCCCAUGCACACUGCCUCCAAACACUCCUAACUCUCCACGCUAUCUGAACGCUAUCUAUCUCCGUGCUGUCUCCAAGCUUCCUACAAAUCUCUACAAUCUCUCCACACUAUCUCCAGGGCAUUCUCCAAAUCCUUACAAGCUUUCCAUGUGCUUACGGAAGUUGCAUCAGGGAACCGGAACAAUGAAACCAAUUCCUGUUUACGAGGAAAUGCCACGAUGGACAAGAUUACCACGGAAGCGUCGACCCAGAGAACCCGAGAUACAGCAUCGUAACCCCGACAGCGAGAUACAGUAUCAUACCCCCGACGAGAUACAGUCGCAUACCCCCGACAGCGAGAUACAGUAUCUCACCCCGACAGCGAGAUACAGCAUCGUACCCCGACAGCGAGAUACAGUAUCAUACCCCCGACAGCGAGAUACAGUAUCGUACCCCCGACAGCAGAUACAGUAUCAUACCCCCGACACCGAGAUACAGUAUCAUACCCCGACAGCGAGAUACAGUAUAUACCCCGACAGCGAGAUACAGUAUCUCACCCCACGCGAGAUACAGUAUCAUACCCCGGCACCGAGAUACAGUAUCGUACCCCGACAGCGAGAUACAGUAUUAUACCCCGACACCGAGAUACAGUAUCAUUCCCCGACAGCGAGAUACAGCAUCAUACCCCGACACCGAGAUACAGUAUCAUACCCCGACAGCGAGAUACAGUAUCGUACCCCCGACACCGAGAUACAGUAUCGUACCCCCACAACGAGAUACAGCAUCAUACCCCCGACAGCGAGAUACAGUAUCGACCCCCGACAGCGAGAUACACGAGAUACAGUAAUAUACCCCGACACCGAGAUACAGUAUCGUUCCCCGACAGCGAGAUACAGUAUCAUACCCCCGACAGCGAGAUACAGUAUCAUACCCCCAGACACCGAGAUACAGUAUCAUACCCCCGACAGCGAGAUACAGUAUCGUACCCCGACAGCGAGAUACAGUAUCAUACCCCCGACAUACGAGAUACAGUAUCAUACCCCCGACAGCAGAGCCAUCAUACCCCCAACAGCGAGAUACAGCAUCAUACCCCCGACAGCGAGAUACAGUAUCAUAACCCCGACAGCGAGAUACAGUAUCGUACCCCCCAGCGAAUGCAGUAUCAUACCCCGACAGCGAGAUACAGCAUCAUACCCCGACAGCGAGAUACAGCAUCAUACCCCCGACAGCGAGAUACAGCAUCAUACCCCCGACAGCGAGAUACAGUAUCAGCCGCCCGACGAGAUACAGCAUCACACCCCCGACAGCGAGAUACAGUAUCAUACCCCGACAGCGAGAUACAGUAUCAUACCCCGACAGCGAGAUACAGUAUCGUACCCCGACAGCGAGAUACAGUAUCAUACCCCCGACACCGAGAUACAGUAUCGUACCCCCGACAGCGAGAUACAGUAUCAUACCCCAACAGCGAGAUACAGUAUCGUAUCCCCGACACCGAGAUACAGUAUCAUACCCGACAGCGAAUACAGCAUCAUAGCCCCGACACCGAGAUACAGUAUCAUGACACCGAGAUACAGCAUCAUACCCCGACGAGAUACAGCAUCAUACCCGACACCGAGAUACAGCACCCCCGACACCGAGAUACAGUAUCAUACCCCGACAGCGAGAUACAAGAUCGUAACCCCGACAGCGAGAUACAGCAUCAUACCCCGACAGCGAGAUACAGUAUCGUACCCCCGACAGCGAGAUACAGUAUCAUACCCCCGACAGCGAGAUACAGUAUCGUACCCCAUUCACCGAUAUACAGUAUCAUACCCCGACAGCGAGAUACAGCAUCAUACCCGACACCGAGAUACAGUAUCGUACCCCCGACAGCGAGAUACAGUAUCAUACCCCGACAGCGAGAUACAGCAUCGUACCCCCGACAGCAGAUACAGCAUCAUACCCCGACACCGAGAUACAGUAUCGACACCCGACGAGAGAUACAGUAUCGUACCCCACAACGAGAUACAGUAUCAUACCCCCGACAGCGAGAUACAGUAUCAUACCCCCGACAGCAGAUACAGUAUCAUACCCCCGACAGCGAGAUACAGUAUCAUACCCCAGCAGAUACAGUAUCGUACCCCCGACACCGAGAUACAGUAUCAUACCCACGACAGCGAGAUACAGCAUCAUACCCCCGACAGCGAAUACAGCAUCAUACCCCGACAGCGAGAUACAGUAUCAUACCCCCGACAGCGAGAUACAACACCAUACCCCCGACAGCGAGAUACAGUAUCAUACCCCCGACAGCGAGAUACAGCAUCAUACCCCCGAGACCGAGAUACAGUAUCGUACCCCGACAGCGAGAUACAGUAUCGUACCCCCGACAGCUUGAAAAAGAUCGCCGAGACGUCCUCCCCCGAGCCAUGCGUGGCUCAGGCCAGUGGGACACUGAUCACCGGCUCGUCAGAGCCAAGCUCUCACUUCACAUCGCCCCAAAACGACGAGGGCAAUAAGCCUCCAGAAGAGGUUUUAACACUGAGUGUAGGGAGGAUCCAGCGGGAGCACAUGUUUUCAGAGAGUAGCUCGAGCAUGGGCUGA